Molecule: messenger RNA, 627 nt
Organism: Williopsis jadinii
Lineage: Eukaryota; Fungi; Ascomycota; Saccharomycetes; Phaffomycetales; Wickerhamomycetaceae
Exons: 1
Coding region: 1-627 (208 amino acids)
Source: RefSeq, a predicted model, not a curated record
AUGAUUGAAGGACUUAAACAGGAUCAUACUUUACUCUGUGAGCUAGUUCUUGUGUGCUUCUCAGUACUCGAAGAAACUAUAUUGCACCAAUGUGCAAAGACUUGUUCUUCAGCACAAUACAAGCGUUUACACGAUAGCAUAGCAACGUUGAACUUUUCAUACGUUACGCUUCUUUCACUUGAAACAGAUGAAGAGAUGUUGGAGCAUCUAUACAAAUUCAGACAGGAUGCGUCAAAGAUCACCAGUGAGAUAUCAACGCUAUCUGUACCGACAUAUGAUUCUAUGCAGUGGGAACUUAAGCUGGAAACUUUCAACACACUUUUGGACUCCUGUUUAGAAUUUUUACUUCUCUCCUCUCGUCACGUUACAACAUUCAACGAAAGCCCGUAUUCAACUCCAGACGUUGUCGUCAUAGGAUUUGACGAUUACGCUUCUCGGUACACGGAACUUAUAGAUCAAUUAUACAAACUUAAGGAGUCAAUACUAGACUGGCAGGAAGAAGUUUUAAAAGUCCAGAGCUUUGAAGACGCUGAGUAUACAAUUGAUGAUGAAUUCCAGCUUGUGUUUAUGGAUGAUGAGUCUCUUUCCGGUUCCACAUCAACAAUAUCUUGUCUUGAGGUAUUUUAA